AUGCUUCCGCCAGUCGAUCCAGCUGUAUUACAGCGCAAUCCGAAUUUCGAGGUCUUGUACAAAGAUCUUUGCACUAGGAAGCUUAAUUCCAAUGGCUCAACGCGGGAGACGAAGAAGCAACGCGUGCAUGAUGAGAUUCGCAGGGCCCUAUCCGCAGCCCGCACAUCCCUCCUCACAACCCAAAUCCUCAUCGACACCCUCUCGGACCUCCCCUCCAAAGCAGCCGACCUCCCCCCAGAACUGCACACUCUAAUCGACAUCGCCACCGCCCAACUCCGCGGCCAAAUAUCCGCCUCAGACCGCGAAAUCCUCUCCGCAGACCUCGAGGCCUUCAUGACCAACAGCGACAUAAUCAGCGAAUCCCUCUCCACCCAACUCAGCAAAACCACCUCUCACCUCUGUAAAAUCGCCGACCCACUCCAACCCCCUCCCCCCCAAGACCUCAGCGCAAGAGCAAACGCCCUUCAAACCGAAGCAACCCUCACUCUCCCGGAUGAACUCCAAACCGCGCAUUUGAAUCUAACCCACAGCUUCACCGUCCUCGUAGCCACCCACUCCACCCUCCUCACCACCGCCAUCAAAAUCCUCGAGCAAACCCAACAAGGCGCCCUAGCCCGCCACACGCGUUCUUCGGCAGACUUACUCCACGCGCGCUCCGUGCUGCUGGGCCUGCAGGCCAAAAUCCACACGUAUAGUCAUCCGCCGCCGGCGGAAUUCGUGCAUGCGCUCCGCCAGUUUAAGAAGAGUCAGGGGAGCGGGGAGAAGGCGCUGAGGGAUCGGGAGGCGCUGGCGAGGCAGGAGAUUGAGCUUUAUGAGCGUGCGGGGGAGAAGGGGAUGAGGGAGUUGGCGAGGAGGAAGGAGUGGAUUUUGGCAGAGGUGGCGAGGGUGGAGGAGGAGGUGAGCAAGUUGGAACGAGAGGGGGGGAGGUGA
Molecule: messenger RNA, 930 nt
Organism: Bipolaris victoriae FI3
Lineage: Eukaryota; Fungi; Ascomycota; Dothideomycetes; Pleosporales; Pleosporaceae
Exons: 2
Coding region: 1-930 (309 amino acids)
Source: RefSeq, a predicted model, not a curated record